Messenger RNA from Mytilinidion resinicola, 1094 nucleotides. RefSeq lists its product as uncharacterized. The record is from RefSeq and is a predicted model, not a curated record. Gene Ontology annotation, cellular component: intracellular membrane-bounded organelle. The transcript has 2 exons. The coding region runs from base 257 to 745 and encodes 162 amino acids. NCBI's taxonomy places the organism in Eukaryota, Fungi, Ascomycota, Dothideomycetes, Mytilinidiales, Mytilinidiaceae. Gene Ontology annotation, biological process: vesicle-mediated transport.
CAAUAUUCGCAACGCAUGCCUGCAAAGAGGCCGAUUCCAAAUCUCACCAACCGCAGCAGACGUCAAUCCAUCGAAAACCGCACUAACCACGUGCCGUGCUUCCAAGGUUGCUAGGGCCAAGAGUGGCUGAGUGUCCUCGUCAUUCCACACGGCCUGCUGCCACCGGCCAUCUUAAACCUUUAUUAUUUGCCUCUCCUCCCAACCACCACCAACACCACCUUUCGUCAUUGACCUACGUACACUCUCCACCGCAGCUAUGCCCGUCAUCAAUAAACGAUACUAUAAUUGCUACUACGGCAACAAUGGCCAGGAAUACUGCGACAGCUCCGCAUGGGACAACUGGGUCCGCUGGGUCGUGCUCGCCGUAGUCAUCAUCGGCUUCUUCCUGCUCUUCAUCCUUUGCAGCUGUCUCACCGCGCGUCGCCGUCGUCGCGCCGGCCGCGCGCCCUUCUAUGGCACCGGUUGGGCUGGUGGCCGUGUCCCUCCAGGCCACAAUCCCGCCAUCUACAACGCGCAACCAUACUACAGCAACAACAAUAAUCAACCCGCUCCACCGUACACUCCCGCGCCGCAGAACGAAAACUACUAUGGCAACGGCGCCAACCAGGGUUACUACGGCCAGCAGAACGGUGUCGAGCUCCAGUCACCGCAGCCAGCGCAUACACCGUACAGAGGCGAGGACAGCGUGUACUCUCCGCCACCCGGCCCACCACCAAAUAAGCAGAGCGACGGCAUCAUCCGGUAGACCUUGAGUUCCGGCUCGCGAUAACGAUCAAGUUAUGAUAGGGAUAGGUUACGGGCGUUUGGGUUGUGUUAAGGUCUUAGGGCUUCGGGGCUGCUUGAAUGGGAGGGUUUCUCAUACCGGCGCACACGGAAAUGAGAGCAUGAGAUUUCAAGUCUCAUCGGAACAACACGAUCCAUGCAUUGGCUUCGUUCUGUAACGAUACGGUAGUGGAAUGGUCAGACUUCACCUCUCUGCUACGGUGGUGAGCACUGGAGGUCUAGCUCAACUUCUUGUACAUUGUCUUUUUCAAAUUCCUUACUACCCAUAUCAAAACCAAGCCCCGAACUAGUUAAUUAAUCAAUUCAAUGAA